This is a messenger RNA of Haemorhous mexicanus (house finch), 963 nucleotides long. Its product is annotated as coiled-coil domain-containing protein 171-like. The transcript is spliced from 6 exons. The coding region runs from base 1 to 963 and encodes 320 amino acids. Lineage: Eukaryota; Metazoa; Chordata; Aves; Passeriformes; Fringillidae. The record is from RefSeq and is a predicted model, not a curated record.
AUGUUACUAGAAUGUGAAGAAACAGAGCAGAAAAACAGGCAAAAACUGUUUGGCCUUGAAAAAAUCUGCAAGCAACUGGCCCAUGAAAACAGUUCCAUGAAAAAUACCUUAUCAAAUUCUCACAAGGAUUGCUCAUCCCUGCUGGCAGCCUGUGCACUGCUGUCAGGGGCCCUGUGUUCUCUCUACAGCCAACUGUGCGCUAUGUCCUGCCAAAGAUACAUUCUCCAGGAACAGGUGAACCAGCACCAAUUACUGAACCAGAAGAUCAUCAGCCUCCUUUAUGCUCUCCCUGCUGUGGUGGAAAGAAACCAAGAUGAAGGCAGGCUAAGGCAGAGAAGAGCCAAGCACCUGGUUUAUGUGUUCCGAAGAGCUGUGAUUGCAGUUCUGGCUGCUAACAGGCUGAGAGCUCUGGCCCCAUAUUCUUGUACCUUUUUCGUCUGGACAGAUGGAUGCAGAGGAAGCCCUGGAAUUCAAGUUUGUGUGGGAGAAUCCAGAGGCAGGCAUCCUGGGCCGCGUUUUGAAGAGGAAGGAGUUGACUGUAUUGAAGCACUUAACUGGUUGACUAGCUCUAACCUCUAUACUGCAAUAAUCAGCUCCAUCUCAGAACUGGAGGAUGUUCUCAGCAGACAAGAUGUACACUCCUGGCUUUCUGGACACUCACUUAUCAGUGCAGCUGGGAACUGCUUUGCAAAACUGAUGGGCAUGCUGAGUGUACUGCUGGAGACAGUUCAAGGGAACACUCGUGGGUGCAGACCUUACCUGGAGAGGGACUCCCUGAUACAGAGGCUGGCAUAUGGGCUCCACAGAGUAAAUGCCCAGGCCCUGGCAGCGGGAUUGUAUGACAUACUGCCUACCACAUCGUGUGCAGGAGUUAAGUGGGUCCCAGCCAAGAACGUCAAACCAUAUCACACCCCGGAACGUGUGGACGAGUCCAAAACCGAGGAAGCAAGUACUCAGACGUGA